Micromonas commoda is the source of this 942-nucleotide messenger RNA. RefSeq lists its product with no specific name. Gene Ontology annotation, cellular component: endoplasmic reticulum. The transcript has a single exon. The coding region runs from base 141 to 764 and encodes 207 amino acids. NCBI's taxonomy places the organism in Eukaryota, Viridiplantae, Chlorophyta, Mamiellophyceae, Mamiellales, Mamiellaceae. Gene Ontology annotation, biological process: sphingoid catabolic process. The record is from RefSeq and is a predicted model, not a curated record.
CGCGGCGCGAGCAGGGCCCGCCGACCAACCGGAGUCCAGGAACCUCGCGGGAGCGUUUCUGCUGCACCGACGCUUUCCAUCGGAUACCCCGCGCCAACCGCGUUCAGCAGCGAACCGUUGCAUCUGCAGAAAACUCCGACAUGGUACUCGGACUGAACUUCGACCUGCUGGACCAGCUGAGCUUCUAUGGCGCCUACCACAGGCAUCCCGUGAACAAGGCGAUCCACCUGGUCUUCGUCCCGUGCAUCAUAUGGAGCGCCCUGGUGUGGAUGGCGGGGUACGUGCCGGAAGCGGCGGAGGGUGUGUCGCUCGCGGGCGCGUUCAGAGCCAUCGGGGUGCCGCGAUUCCUCGCGUCCGCCGCGGUCCCGAACCUCGGCGCGCUCGCGCUCAUCGCGUACUCCGCGUACUACGUCGCCCUGGAGCCAAUCGCGGGAACCUCAUGGUUCGUGAUGUGCGGCCUGCCGAUGUGGCUGAGCGCGUCGUGGUUCGAGAGCGCGGUGGGGUGGGACGCGGCGUGGCGAUGGGCGCUGGCGUUGCAUCUGCUCGCGUGGUACGCGCAGAUCCACCCGGGGCAUGCCGUGUUCGAGAAGAGGCGGCCCGCGCUGCUGGACAGUUUGGCGCAGAGCCUGGUGCUCGCGCCGCUGUUCGUGUGGAUGGAGGUGAUGUUCGCGUGCGGAUACCGGCCGGGUCUGCGGAGCGACGUCGACCGAAGGGUCAAGCGCGCGGUGGAGGAGCGGGAGCGGGGAGGAGCCAAGGACGAUUGACGCAUGCCGACGCAUGCUGACGAGUUUCGGGUCGGGGCGCGUCGAUCGACGAUGGAUUGAGUUGGUUGAAUCGACGACGCGCCAGUACGUCGCGUGCAGCGUGCGAUGACGGUGUUCGAGACGUGAAUAAAAAAUAGACGGAGAGACGGCCGAGUUCAAUCUACCAUGAUACAUCGUC